This is a messenger RNA of Lottia gigantea (owl limpet), 1320 nucleotides long. RefSeq lists its product as hypothetical. NCBI's taxonomy places the organism in Eukaryota, Metazoa, Mollusca, Gastropoda, Lottiidae. The transcript has 2 exons. Gene Ontology annotation, molecular function: structural molecule activity. Bases 1 to 1320 code for a protein of 439 amino acids. The record is from RefSeq and is a predicted model, not a curated record.
AUGAUUGUCGCUCACGCUCUAAAAACUUAUUUUGGUUCAGGAGAUAUACAAAAAUCAUUGGGUUCUCUUCCAGGAUUUCCAUGGGCAAAAUAUCCCGGAGAAAAACAUCUUCCCGGCCAUAAUUACACUGGUUCAGGUACUAGACUAGAUCUACGAUUAGACGAAAACGAUAAACCCAAACCCGGUGAAAAACCAGUCAAUAGAGUUGACGCCGCUGCGCUUAAACACAACAUACUAUACAGAAACAAAGACAUAAACUUCAGACACGAAGCCGACAGACAAAUGAUAAUCAAACUUGAAUAUAUUCCAAAUCCAACUUUCAAAGAGAGAAUGCAAAGGGCUCUAAUCGUAAAACUGUUAAAAGCAAAGAUGAAAUUGGGCAUGGGAUUAGCGGAUGAAAUUCAUAAAGAAUUUAGAAAAACUAAAAACUUUUUAAAAGUUAAAACUCUGGAAAAUGAUAAUGACGCUGUUCACAAGAAAUAUUUAUGGGAUCAAAUAAAUUCAAUUGAAGUAAAUAAAAACCAUUUAGAAGAUAAAAUAAGCAAUGUUAAAAGAUUCUUCAAAUGUCAACUAAAUAAUAAAAAUUUUAUUAAUGAAACUAAACUACAACAAGAGGUAGCAGGUUUAAUAAGUUUUAUUCAAAAACAAUUAGUCAACGUAGUGAACAAAACUGAGUUACAAAAUUUAAUUUCAUUAAUAUCAAAAUUAGAUGAUAAGAUUGCAAAACAAAAAUUAGACAUUCAACAAUUCAUAGAUAACAUUCCAGGUGAAAAUGAAGAUACGUUUCAACAGGAAUUAAAUGCUCUGGAAACUAAACUUAAUAGUGAAUUACAAAAAGAACUAAGAAAUAUUAAACAACAAAUACAAAUUAUAGAUGAUAGCGAAAUCAAAACCAAUAUUCAACAGCAAAUACAAAAUAUUGAUGAUAGCGAAAUCAAAACCUAUAUUCAACAACAAAUACAGAACAUUGAUGAUAGUGUUAUUCUACAACAGAUAACCACUAUUAAUAACGUAGUUUUAAACAAAAAUAUACUCGCAUUAGAAAAGUAUCUCAAGAAAGAAAAUAAAUCAUAUUAUUUCAAUCUUCCAUUUGUAAAUUUGAGUUAUAGACAUAGCGAUGCUUCUAUUACUGAUAAUAUUGAUAAAUCAAAAGAUUAUGAAUUGAAAAAAUAUAGAUUUACAGCAAAUAUAAGAGUAUAUUCUCCAGAUUUAACCUCCCCCUAUGAAAUAUUUGAUUCUCAAUUUUUUUUCCGAGGAAAAAUUGUAAUUGAAAUUAUUUUUCUUAUGCAGGUAAAAGUUGAAUCAAUAUUCUUCAUAUAA